AUGGCCAGGCAACAGUCUCCCACGGACCUGCAGCAGGAAGUGAUCUGCCCCAUCUGCCUGGAGAUUCUGCAGGACCCUGUCACCACCGACUGUGGGCACAAUUUCUGCCUCCAAUGCAUCACUCAGGUGUCGGAAGCCUCAGCCGAUUUCUUCAAAUGCCCCCUCUGCAACAGUUCUGUGAGGAAGAAUGCAUUCACACGCAACUGGCUGCUGGUGAACCUGGUGGACAGAAUCCAAGCUAUGGAUCCGUCUGAGAUGCGGCCGGAGGUGGAGGAGGAGGAGGAGGAGAUGAGAUGUCCGAAGCACGGGGAGAAGCUGCAUUACUUCUGCGAGCUGGAUGGAAAAUUCCUCUGUGUGGUGUGCUGUGGAUCCAAGGACCACAAAUCCCAUAACACCAGCUUGAUAGAAGAAGCUGCCCAGAGUUAUCAGGGGCAGAUCCAGGCUCAGGUCAGGCUCUUGAGGCAGAAGGAGAAGGAAAUAGCACUCACGAAGGCACAAAGUGAAGAGAAGAUCGACUUCUUCAUGGCCCAGGUGGAUUUAGAGAAGCAAAGGAUCCUGGCCGAAUUCGAGCAUUUGGGGCAGGCCCUAAAGGAGGAGAAGAACUUCCUCCUGUCCCGGAUCACGUGGCUGGGGCUGGAGGAAGCCAAGGAGAGUAAGUUCUACAGCACUGCCACCCAGGCACAGCUCAACUCUCUCAGAAAUCUCACGGACUACCUGGAGACCAAGCAACGAAUGCCACCCCAACAGCUGCUGAAGGGCAUCAAAAGUAUCUUGCACAGGAGUGAAGAGUUUCAGUUUCUCAACCUACCCCCGAUUCCUCUGGACCUGGAGAAAAAGUUCAGUGAAGCAAAGUCAAGACAUGACUUCAUCACUGAGAACCUGAGGAGAUUCAAAGACACCCUCCAGGCCGACAGGAAGAAAGACAAAGGCAAAUUCCUCAAAGGCAUGAAUGAAAUCCACACCAAGAGCUGGUGCCUGUUUGAGAAACACAAUCCUAACCCAGACAACACCUCCACGCCUGAGCCAUCCUCCCCAGUCUCCGGUAUAGAACUGCGGCUGCCCCGCAGCAGAGCCUCCUUCGCCAUGGUUCCUGGAAACCGCGCCAGCGCCGCGAAUGCGGAGAGCUCCCGCGGCGCCGCGCGCACUGCAGAGCUCCGGGAGGCGCUGACCCCCGUGACCUUCGACGCUGCCUCGGCCCAUCCCGACCUCGUCCUCUCCCAGGAUCUCAAAACGGUGACACUGGACCUCGCUCCUGCGGACAGUUUGGAGUACGCCGCGGGGCCGGAGAGCUUCUACCCGUUCCGGUGCGUGCUCGGCUCGCCCGGCUUCUCCUGCGGCCGCCACGCCUGGGAGGCGGAGCUAAGGGGGCCCCGGGGCGGGGCCUGCGUCGUGGGCGUGGCCUGGGAGCAAGUGGCUCGGCGGGGCUUCCUGAUGGUGGACCCCGAGAGCGGCUUCUGGGCGCUGCGCAUCACCGACUCCGAGUGCCAGGCGCUCACCGGGCAAGACACCCGGAAGGAUCUCCCGCUGCGUCCCAGGAAAGUGCGUGUCCGCGUGGACGUCGAGCUCGGGACGGUCGCCUUCUACGACGCCGCCACCAACACCCACCUCUACACGUUCCACGCCUCCUUCCCGGGGAAGAUCUUCCCCUUCUUCAGACUUCUGUUUCCCGGCACCCAGGUCAUCCUGAAUCCCUAGAGUCGUUGCUUUGCCUUCCUUCGCCUCCGGCUUUUCCGCCUCACUCGGGGUGUGCAGCAGGGUUGAAGCCAGGCGUUCAGAAAUUCCAGGCCUGAUGUCUCUGAUCCGACUUUAGAUGUGCUUCCGGCCCUGGGCUCCGAAACCUAGUCUCUCGUCCCCAGUGCACGCUACCUCAGCCUGCAGUCCUCUGUCUUCACCGAGCUGAUUCCAAGUCCUAAGCGAAGGGAGCGUCCUAUAGAGCUCAGGAUUGCAAGACUCAAGAGGAUCCAGUGCUCGCCUCUGUAGAUGAGUCCUGAUGCUAGCCGCUGAGUUUUCCAGGAUCUUCACUGAAGCCUGUAGACCCCAGACCGGCUGGAGCCCUCCUUGCUAUCGCAUUUCCAGAGCAUGCUGGCCUCCUGCUGCCGACCAAUCCAAGGAAUCACCGGGAACCAACUCCAGGCUGGCACAGGAGCGCCUCAAUUCUCUGGGAACUGAGCAACAGCUGCCCAGUUCUUUGGUCUGCACCUGGUAAAAUCAAC
This is a messenger RNA of Lepus europaeus (European hare), 2213 nucleotides long. It is a transcript of the gene TRIM31, whose product is annotated as tripartite motif containing 31. Lineage: Eukaryota; Metazoa; Chordata; Mammalia; Lagomorpha; Leporidae. The record is from RefSeq and is a predicted model, not a curated record. The coding region runs from base 1 to 1695 and encodes 564 amino acids. Gene Ontology annotation, molecular function: protein binding; zinc ion binding. The transcript has 9 exons.